This is a messenger RNA of Pelodiscus sinensis (Chinese soft-shelled turtle), 2902 nucleotides long. The record is from RefSeq and is a predicted model, not a curated record. Lineage: Eukaryota; Metazoa; Chordata; Testudines; Trionychidae.
GAGCCCUCUACAGGGACGUCAUGCAGGAGAACUACGAGGCGGUGACCUCGCUGGGGUUUCCUGUUCCCAAACCUGAGUUGAUCGCCCGGCUGGAACGAGGGGAAGAGCCCUGGGUACCCGACCUCCAUGCCGGGGAGGAAAGACAGAUCCUGAGAGGCACCCGCACAGCAGGUGAGGAGACCGUGAGUGAGAAUCAACAGCUGGAACAUCCUGGGGAAUAUGAGAGAAGCCACAGAGGAGAGAGACCCCAUCAGUGCUCAGAAUGUGGGAAAAGUUUCAUACAGAAGUCACAUCUUGUUUCACAUCAGGCAAUCCACUCGGGAGAGAGACCCUAUAUGUGCUCAGAGUGUGGCAAAAGUUUUAUACGGAAGUCAGCCCUUGUUUCACAUCAGACAGUUCACACGGGAGACAAACCCCAUAAAUGUUUAGACUGUGGAAAAAGUUUCAUAUGGAGGUCAGUACUUGUCGCACACCAAAGAAUCCACACAGGAGAAAGACCUCAUAAAUGCUUAGACUGUGGAAAAAGUUUCACAUGGAGGUCAGUUCUUGUUGCACACCAGAGAAUCCACAUAGGAGACAGACCCCAUAAGUGCUCAGACUGUGGAAAAAGUUUCAUACAGAGGUCGGAGCUUGUUAAACAUCAGAUAAUCCAUACUGGGGACAGACCCCACAAAUGCUUAAUCUGUGGGAAAACUUUCAUACAGAAGUCAGAGCUUGUUAAACAUCAGAUAAUCCAUACUGGGGAGAGACCCUAUAAGUGCUUAGACUGUGGAAAAAGUUUCAGAUGGAAAUCUGACCUUGUUAGCCAUCAGGCAGUCCACACAGGAGAGAGACCGCAUAAGUGCUUGGACUGUGGAAAAAGUUUCAUACAGAGGUCAGAGCUUGUUAAACAUCAGGCCAUCCACACAGGAGACAAACCCCAUAAGUGUUUAGAUUGUGGGAAAAGUUUCCUGCGGCAGUCUGUACUUAUUAAACAUCAGGCCAUCCACACUGGAGAGAGAGCCCAUAAGUGUUUUGACUGUGGGAAAAGUUUCACAUGGAGGUCAGCCCUUGUUUCACAUCAGAGAAUCCACACAGGAGAGAGAUGCCAUAAGUGCUCAGACUGUGGAAAAUGUUUUCUUCGGAGGCCCGACCUUGUUAGCCAUCAGGCAGUCCACACAGAAGAGAGACCGCAUAAAUGCUUAAGCUGCGGGAAAAGUUUCAAGUGGAGGUCAGCCCUUGUUUCACAUCAGAGAAUCCACACAGGAGAGAGAUGCCAUAAGUGCUCAGACUGUGGAAAAUGUUUUCUUCGGAGGCCCGACCUUGUUAGCCAUCAGGCAGUCCACUCAGGAGACAGACCCCAUCAGUGCUUAGAGUGUGGAAAAAGUUUCAAAUGGAGGCCCGUACUUCUUAGGCAUCAAGCAGUCCAUACAGGAGAAUUCCCCCAGGAAUGAUUAGACUUUGAGAAGAGUUUCAUACAGAGAACAAGGCUUCUUAUACAUCCAUCAGCCCACACAGGACUGGGGCCCUGUGCGUGUUUGGGCUUUGGUAAACGUUUAAAAAACAGAUCAGCCCUUGUGUUAUAUCAGAUGGUCUAUCUUUGGGUGAGACCCACUAAGUGCUUGGUCUGUGGCUAAAGUUUCACACAGAUCACACAUCGUUAAAUCAUUCCUCCUUAAUGAGGAGUCCUGUGGCAUUUUAAAGACUAAGAGAUCUAAGCUGCCACAGGACUCCUUGUUAGUUUUGCAUAUCGAGACCAACAUGACUCUCUCUCCAAGAGAGUCCCCAUUAGAUUGACUUGAGCUUUGAGAUGUCAACUUGUAUUGUUAAAAAAAUGGCAGAAGAUAGCAGCGCUAUUGGUCAAUUGCAGUUAACUCACGCAAAUAACUCAAAGAAUCAAUUGGGAUUAAAAAAACCUCGAUCUCAAUGAAGCACGUUGUUAAACGAUGGAAUACCAAUUGAAAUAUGUUAAAUGUUUUCGGAUGUUUUUCUGUGUUUUCAAAUAUAUUGAUGGUCUUCCAGCAAGGAAUAGAAGGUGCACAAUACUCAGUUUAUACUUUGUUUAUUAGAAAUAUUUAUCUCCCUAUCUUCAGGGGGUCCCUUAUCCUGCUUUCCUAAUACUGGAAAGCAGGAUAAGGCUAUGUCUACACUGCCGGUAUUUUUUGGCAGAAGAUAUGCAAAUUGCGCUCUCAUUUGCAUAUCUUCUGUGGAUCCUUUUUGCGGAAGAUGUUUUGCCCAUAAAAAUCCCAGUGUAGACUGGGCCAUUAGUCAGAAAAACCUUUUUUGCAAGAUCCCAUAACCCUCAUUUUUUGAAGAUAUGCAAAUGAGAGCUCAAUUUGCAUAUCGCCUGCUGAAAAAAAACUUCAUCCCUGGGACAGCUGGUGUUGGAGGCCCAGUCACUGCCUGGGUGUGUGUGUGUGUGGGGGGGGCAAAUCGAGCCCACCACCCUAUGUUCUAGAGGCUGAUGUCCUAGCCCUGAGUUCCCUUGAGAUCCUAUUCCACUGCCCUACCUUCAGCAGGUCCCUUCGGAGGAUCGCUUUGCAUAAACAUGAGAAAGAAAAUUAGUGUUUUGGAGUCCACCUCAUAGAAGUACUGUAUUGCAAUCUUUAUCAUGAAAGUAUCAUUUAAAAGCGUCGAUUAUUUGUUACCCAGGCUCAGUCCCCUCAUCAAACAGUUUGUUUCUUUGUUUAGCUCAAUCGUAAUAAAGUUUGUGGAUGAAACCAAGCUGGGAGGGGUGGCGAGUGUUCUGGUGGAGUGGGUCAUAAUUCACAAUGAUCUAGACCAUGGGUUCCCAAACUGGGGGGCAUGAAGAAAUUUCAGGGGGGGGGGGAGGGGAGGGGACCCAACCCCCCGCCCCUUUCAAUUCCCCUUCCUAAGUUUUGCUGCUAUUUUUGUUUUUCGGUCCUGGUUAGUUCCUUUGGGU